CUUUAUUGUUCCAGUAGAGAGCUCAAUGCGCGGCUUCCCACAUUUGUUUCAAUGGCUGCCGCGCACAGACCACGUCCCACCUGAGAGGGAGCGGCUCAGCUGCGAGCGAGAGGACCCCCACGUUCAAAACUUAUAGCUGCAGGACUGCACUGUGUGUGCGUGUGUGGAUUUUACCGUCCGCAUUGGACAUAAAAAGCUCUUACGGACGCGCAAUCUGUGGAUCCUGGAGGAAGCGGGGACGUGAAUAGAGGACGCUGCAGCUUGACAGCCCUUUACUGUAAGGUCUGUCACUAUGGUUGAGCCGGCCGACAGGUCGUCCACAGCUGGGCAGAGGCUGGGCGCCCCUGAAAGCUUUGGUGUGUCUACUCUGGAGCCAGGUCUGCGCCCUCCCACCCAGCCUCCAGGCCGCCAAGUCUCCAUAAGGGUGCAGAUGCUUGAUGACACACAGGAAGUCUUCCAGAUAUCGCAACGUUCACCAGGCAAAGUGCUGUUUGACCUUGUUUGUGCCCAUCUCAACCUGGUGGAGGGAGACUAUUUUGGACUGGAGUACCAGGACCAGCGGAAGAUGACAGUGUGGCUGGAUCUUUUGAAGCCGACACUGAAGCAGAUCAGACGGCCUAAAAACACCAUCCUUCGUUUUGUGGUGAAGUUCUUCCCUCCUGACCACACGCAGCUCUUGGAGGAACUGACUCGGUAUCUGUUUGCUCUGCAGAUUAAACGCGACCUGGCCUGCGGUCGACUCACCUGCAACGACACCAGCGCUGCUCUCAUGGUUUCCCACAUUAUUCAGUCUGAGAUCGGAGACUUCGAUGAGACCCAGAGCUGGCAGCACCUCCUUCACAAUAAGUACUUGCCCGACCAGGACGCCAUUAGAGACGAGAUCAUGGACUGCCACCGCGAGCAUGUCGGGCAGACUCCAGCAGAGUCAGACUAUCAGCUCCUUGAAAUCGCACGCCGGUUGGAGAUGUACGGUGUUCGCUUACACCCAGCGAAGGACCGAGAGGGUACUAAACUCAGCCUGGCUGUGGCACACAGUGGGGUGCUUGUUUUCCAGGGGCACACAAAAAUUAACUCAUUCAACUGGUCUAAGAUCCGUAAGCUCAGCUUCAAACGUAAAAGGUUCCUAAUCAAGCUGAGAGCCGACCCCACUCAGAAUGCCCACCAUGACACACUGGAGUUUGCCAUGGGCAGCAGGGAUUGCUGUAAGGUUUUCUGGAAGAUCUGCGUCGAGUAUCACGCCUUCUUUAGGCUCUUUGAGGAGCCCAAACCCAAACCCAAGCCCAUCCUCUUCACCCGGGGAUCCUCAUUCCGGUUCAGUGGUCGAACCCAGAAGCAAAUCAUUGAUUAUGUUAAAGACUCCGAGCCCAAGAAAGUUCCGUUUGAAAGGAAGCACAGUAAGAUCCUGUCUAACAGCAGCAUGUCCCCUCAGUCUGCCUCAAUAAGAUCGCACGUGCCAAAAGAGUGGAAGGCCAAAACCUCUUUGGGCAACUGGAUAUAA
Archocentrus centrarchus (flier cichlid) is the source of this 1498-nucleotide messenger RNA. RefSeq names its product FERM, ARHGEF and pleckstrin domain-containing protein 1-like. Gene Ontology annotation, molecular function: cytoskeletal protein binding; guanyl-nucleotide exchange factor activity. Gene Ontology annotation, cellular component: cytoskeleton. NCBI's taxonomy places the organism in Eukaryota, Metazoa, Chordata, Actinopteri, Cichliformes, Cichlidae. The record is from RefSeq and is a predicted model, not a curated record. The transcript is spliced from 13 exons. Bases 293 to 1498 code for a protein of 401 amino acids.